AUAUUGAAUUGAAUUCAGCUGCCGCUGAAUUUUGGGCUCAUCCUUCUUCUCUCUAUAUCUCUCCACUGCACUGAAUAACUGUUAGGUAUUUAGCUUCUCAGAUUCAAGAUGAACGCAUUGGUGGCAACCAACAGAAACUUCAAGUUGGCAGCUCGGCUUUUGGGGUUGGACUCCAAGCUUGAGAGAAGUUUACUAAUACCAUUUAGGGAAAUCAAGGUUGAGUGCACCAUACCAAAAGAUGAUGGGAGUUUGGCUUCAUUUGUUGGGUUCAGGGUUCAACAUGACAAUGCCAGAGGCCCCAUGAAGGGAGGAAUUAGAUAUCACCCAGAGGUCGACCCAGAUGAGGUGAAUGCUCUAGCACAGCUAAUGACGUGGAAGACGGCGGUGGCUAACAUCCCAUACGGUGGUGCCAAAGGUGGGAUAGGUUGUGAUCCAGGGGAGUUGAGUGUUUCAGAACUAGAACGGCUCACCAGAGUUUUCACCCAAAAGAUACAUGAUCUUAUAGGCAUCCACACUGAUGUUCCAGCACCAGAUAUGGGGACUGGUCCACAGACCAUGGCAUGGAUCCUAGAUGAGUACUCAAAAUUUCAUGGCUACUCACCUGCCGUAGUGACUGGAAAACCUAUUGAUCUUGGUGGAUCUCUGGGAAGAGAUGCAGCAACGGGAAGAGGAGUGCUUUUCGCAACAGAGGCUUUACUCAAUGAGCAUGGAAAGAGCAUCUGCGGACAACGGUUCGUUAUCCAGGGUUUUGGGAAUGUGGGCUCCUGGGCUGCCCAACUCAUCCAUGAGAGUGGUGGCAAAAUAGUUGCAGUGAGUGAUAUUAGUGGAGCCAUAAAGAACAGCAAAGGACUAGACAUUCCAAGCCUACUCAACCAUGCGAAGGAGAAGAGGGGUGUCAAGGGGUUCAAUGGUGGGGACCCAAUAGAUCCCACCUCAAUAUUGGUUGAAGACUGUGACAUCCUCAUUCCAGCAGCCCUGGGAGGUGUCAUCAACAGGGAAAAUGCAAAUGACAUAAAAGCCAAGUUUAUAAUUGAAGCAGCUAAUAACCCCACUGACCCCGAGGCCGAUAAGAUCUUAUCAAAGAAAGGUGUUGUAAUUCUUCCCGAUAUAUAUGCAAACUCUGGAGGAGUUACUGUUAGUUACUUUGAGUGGGUACAGAACAUCCAAGGUUUCUUGUGGGAUGAAGAAAAGGUGAACAAUGAGCUGAGGACUUACAUGACCAAGGGCUUCAAAGAUGUGAAGGAGAUGUGCAAAACCCACAACUGUGACCUCCGGAUGGGAGCCUUCACGCUUGGGGUUAACCGCGUUGCAAGGGCAACUGUCCUCCGAGGGUGGGAAGCCUAACCCUGAGCUGAUCGGGACCUGCCACU
Messenger RNA from Prunus dulcis (almond), 1370 nucleotides. RefSeq names its product glutamate dehydrogenase 1. The transcript is spliced from 10 exons. The record is from RefSeq and is a predicted model, not a curated record. Gene Ontology annotation, biological process: L-glutamate catabolic process. Gene Ontology annotation, molecular function: L-glutamate dehydrogenase (NAD+) activity. Bases 109 to 1344 code for a protein of 411 amino acids. Gene Ontology annotation, cellular component: mitochondrion. Lineage: Eukaryota; Viridiplantae; Streptophyta; Magnoliopsida; Rosales; Rosaceae.